Messenger RNA from Closterium sp. NIES-67, 2220 nucleotides. The record is from the annotation of a GenBank genome assembly. Lineage: Eukaryota; Viridiplantae; Streptophyta; Zygnematophyceae; Desmidiales; Closteriaceae.
GCAGCAUCCGCACCCCCAUUGGCCGGGACUUCAACACCGAAGCAGCUUUCCGCUCCAUGACUCGACCCGCGUGGCCUGCCUUCGAACGCCCACAGGACCAUCGGAUCGCGCUGGAGCUCGGCGCGCAACCUACUGUACGAAGUCAAUGGAGGCUGACUCAGCCCGAACUCCAAGAACUCAGAAACCAGUUGGGUUACCUCCUGGCCAAAGUGUUCGUUCGGCCAAGUACGUCCCCGUUCGCAGCGCCGAUCCUGUUCACUCCAAAACAAGAUGGCGGACUUUGCAUGUGCAUUGACUACCGUGCACUGAAUAGGGUUACCAUCAAAUCACGAUAUUCGAUCCCUCGCGCUGAUGAGCUGAUUGACCAACUUCGCGGAGCUUGCUAUUUCUCCAAGAUCGACCUUCGUGGUGGUUACCAUCAGAUUCGUGUCUUUGUUGGCGACUGCCACAAAACUGUGUUCCGUACUCGCUACGGGAGUUACGAAUACACAGUCAUGCCAUUCGGAUUAACGAAUGCCCCCUCAAUGUUCCGGUUAACUAUGAAUGGGAUAUUCCGCAAUCUACUCGACAAAUGUGUCAUCAUUUACCUGGAUGACAUUCUGAUCUGCAGCAAAACAAAGGAGCAGCACUUAGCGGAACUUGAAGCGUUUUUUCAGCGGCUACAGCAGAACCGCCUCAUUACGAAGGGCUCCAAGUGCGAGUUUUUUAAGGCUAAACAGGAUUAUGUGCGACGCUUUAUCCCUAACAUGGCAGGGUUAACCGGACCACUAACCGACCUACUGUAUAAGGGAGCUGAUUACGUAUGGGGGGAGAAGCAGCAAGCUGCGCUUGACGCGUUAAAACAUUUUUUUACGUCGCCACCGGUACCACACAUAGCUUACCAAAAACGACCGUUCGAGGUUGUAACUGAUGCAAGUGACAUCCCCAUUGGAGCAUUACUGUUACAAGAUUUCGACGAUGGCCUCCAACCAAACACGUACGAGUCGCGAAAGUUACAAUCCGCCGAGAGAAAUUAUCCCGUACACGACAAAGAAAUGUUGGCGAUCGUGCACGCGUUCAAAGUCUGGCAAUGCUACCUGACAGGAGCGGACGUGAUAAUCAGGACAGACCGUAAAUCACUACAGUACCUGAGGGCGGAAUUUCAACCCGCGGCAGAUUCGCUGACACUCGCACGAUUCGAGAAGGACGUAAAGCGGACCGACACCGGGUUCCUGGCGAUAGCAACAGAGGUGGAGAAUGACGGAGAGAAAGCCUCGGAACCUCCAGAAAAAAUCAAGGAAUUAUUGAAGGAGUUCCAAGACAUUCUUCCUGACGAUCUUUCGAACGAGCUACCGCCAUACCGAACGCAUCAACACGAGAUCGUGGAGGAACCGGGAUCGAAGCCGACCUUCCGAGCACCAUACCGGCUCAGCCCUACGGAGCUGACUGACAUGAAAAAACAGAUCGAGUAUCUCCUAGCCAAAGGACUCAUCCGGCCAUCCACUUCGCCAUACGGUGCCCCAGUACUCUUCACCCCGAAACCGGACGGAAGCCUGCGCAUGUGCAUCGACUAUCGAGCUCUUAACAAGCAGACCAUCAAGAAUAAAUAUCCGAUACCGCGAAUCGAUGACCUGCUUGACCAGCUUCGGGGAGCUACGGUAUUUUCCAAACUGGAUCUGCGGUCCGGAUACUGGCAGAUACGGAUGGCGGACAACUCUAUCCACAAAACUGCUUUUCGAACUCGGUACGGAUCGUACGAGUAUUUGGUAAUGCCGUUCGGACUCACCAACGCGCCGGCAAAGUUCCAAGCCGAAAUGAACCACAUUCUACGACCACUUCUGGAUGAAUGCGUGGUGGUGUACCUGGACGACAUCCUCAUCUACUCGCGCGACAUGAAGCAGCACGUCGAACACCUGCGACGCGUCUUCGAAAUUCUUCGACGGGAACGUUUUUACGUCAAACUGUCCAAGAGCGAAUUCGCCCUUGAAAAAGUCCAGUUCCUAGGACACAUGGUGAGCGCUCGAGGAGUUCACGUGGACCCCAAGAAAAUCGAGGCCGUACGCACGUGGAAGACGCCCGAGAACGUGAAGGAGUUGCAGCAGUUCCUAGGCUUCGCUAAUUACUACAACAGGUUCGUGCCACAGUAUGCGAAACUCGCGGCACCACUCACGAAUCUGCUGAAGAAGAACACGCCCUACAAAUGGGAGACGAAGCACUAGGAAGCCAUGGAGCAGCUGAAAC